AUGGCUCCACCUUCCUCUCCUCCCGUGCCGGCCAGCUCGCGGCGGAGCAACCGGUCGCGCUCGCCCUCGCACCCGCCCACGACACCACCACCGGAGAUCGACGACCCCCAGCUGGAGCAGGACCUGGACGCUGCUCGGCAGAUGAGUCGGGCGAGGGCCAACUCGACGUCGCAUCGGCCCUACUACGCCACUCCGGCGUCGCCCGGCCAUGGCCAUGGUGGACAUUCGGCCUCCGCUGCUGCUGCCGCUGCCGCUGCCGCGCGCUUCUACAUGGGCCACAAUCGCAACGGCUCAAACACGUCCCUCGACAGUGCCUCGCACUUCAUCGACCACCGCAGCCAGCAGAUGAUGCCGCCCAACCUCAGCCCUGGCUCCCUCCACGGAGGCGCCAUGAGGAGCUCUCUCGGCGGCGGCGGCCCGCGGAGGUCCCAGCAUCGCCUCGAUGCCGUUCGGACCGGCCAGCUCAUCGAUGUCGACAACGACGACGACGACGACGACGCUGAUGCCGCCAACCAGACGAAUCUGCGCAGCUAUCCGACGGUCAGUUCGACGGGCGAGCCUGGCCAAGGCGUUCACUCGUCUUCCUUCACCAUGGAGCAGCCCCAGGGAAGGAGGCUGGGCGCCCACGACUCUUCAGAGACGCCUCGGACCUUGUCGAGGCGACCGUCGAUGGCCCAGGACGACGUCUGCUUCCCGAUGUUAACGCCUGGAGGAGAAGAGGUGCCCGGCGCGCCCCAGUCGCCCUACCAUGAUGGAGGCGCACACGCCCAUCUCCACCAUCAUCACCACCAUGAGCACGUCGAUCCCCGCCAGGCCGACAUGAUGCCGGGUUUUCCCUUCACUUUCGAUCUGGUCACGCUGCAAGAGUACGCCGAAGAGGAGCGAAAACGAAGGGGUGCAGCCACCGACAUUCGAUCGAAUCGAGAUGCCAGACGCAGGUCGCAAGCCAAUGCCGAUUCUCGAAGUGGUGCAUCUGCUGCUGCUCCUGGAGAAGGAGGCGGUGCUGCCUAUGGCAUCUCACCAGACUCGGACGAUGCCACCUUCUACUCUCGUCGACCACGCAAGUUUAUCAACAUGCCUGGCUCAGGCAAUGACGAAGGCGCAGCCAACCCCAGGAGUAAGUACCAGCGCAAGCUGGCCUUGUUCGAAGGAGCCGGCCAGGGGCCACCGCCUGUCGGCGCGCGCGCAAGCACAAUUGCUGGCGCAGGCGGCGGCGGCACCAGCGGCGGUGGCAUCUUUGGCGGAGGCGACCUGAUGGGCCAAGAGCGCGACAAGCAUCGCUCCAAGGCCACUUCCAAUGGCUUUCCCGUUGACACCAAGACGCCGCUCCUCGAUGGGCAGAAUGGCAAAUCGCACGACGGCAACACCCUGCCGUCCUACCAUGGCACCUGGAACGGUGGUCCGGCGCCAGACGACGAGGAUCUCUCCCGUCGCUUGGGCCGCAGCCUGUCGGUGGGCGCUGGCCUCUCGAGCCUCUCCAAGCCUUCCGGUCGGCGCUACGGCAACCGCAAGCUCGGUCGUCAGGAAAGCUCUUUUGGGCCCACAUCGGGCCUCGGAGAAAAGGCGUACCGGUUCACCUUCUACAGCAACGCGCUCCCGAACACGAUCCACGCCAGGCACCUCUACGAGCUUCCUGCGCCCGGCCAGUCGUUUGAGGAGCUACUCUUGGGAGAGUCAGAAGCGACCGACGUCGAGGGUGGCGAUACGUCACGAUCACAAGCGCAGCAGCAGCAGCAGCAGCCCCGGCCGGCUGCCAGUGGGCUGUCUCAAGCGCUCAAUGGCCGCCUCGAGGGCAGCACGGCACCGGCGACGGGGGCCAACACGCCAGAACUCGCUUCAGCCCAGGCAGCGCAGGCGACGAGGGAAGCGGGCAUCGCUGCAGCCAUGGAACGAGCGCGCGCAGGCCCAGGCGGCGGCAUCCGGAUGGAUCAGGAUCCCGAGAGCAACACCUGGUGGCUCGACGUCCUCUGCCCCAGCGAUGCAGAGAUGAAGAUGCUCAGCCGCGCAUUUGGCAUCCACCCCUUGACGACUGAGGACAUUCUCAUGGAGGAGACGCGAGAAAAGAUUGAGCUCUUCCGAAAUUACUACCUCGUCUGCUUCCGGUCCUUUGACCAGGACCCGUACAGCCCCACGUACCUCGAGCCGCUCAACAUGUACAUCAUCGUGUUCCGUGAAGGCACCCUCUCGUUCCACUUCAGGGCCACGCCUCACCCGCAGAACGUGCGCCGGCGCAUCAAGCAGCUCAAGGACUACAUCAACGUCACCUCCGACUGGAUCUCCUACGCCCUCAUCGACGACAUCACCGACGCAUUCGGGCCCCUGAUCCAGUCGAUCGAGUACGAAGUCGACUCCAUCGACGAGUUGGUCCUGAUUCUCAAAGAGGCCGAGCAGUCGGACAUGCUUCGGCGCAUCGGAACGUGCCGAAAGAAGGUCAUGGGUCUGCUCCGCCUCAUGGGCAACAAGGCCGAUGUCGUCAAGGGUCUCGCCAAGCGGUGCAACGAAAACUGGAGCGUGGCACCAAAGAGCGACAUUGGCCUUUACCUCUCGGACAUUCAAGACCAUCUCAUCACCAUGACGCAAAACUUGAACCACUAUGAAAAGAUUCUGUCGCGAUCCCACUCCAAUUACCUCGCACAAAUCUCAAUCGAGAUGACCGACGCCAACAACCAGAUCAACGACGUCCUGAGCAGGCUGACGGCCCUCGGUACCGUCAUUGUCCCCCUCAACGUCAUUACAGGUCUGUGGGGUAUGAACGUCCACGUGCCAGGCCAAGAUGUCGAGAACCUACGGUGGUUCUUUGGCAUCGUCGCCUUUAUGAUCGCCCUCGCCGUCAUGGGCUACUUUGCCACGAUUCGAUACCUCAGCCGCUGA
Messenger RNA from Acaromyces ingoldii, 2871 nucleotides. RefSeq names its product cora-domain-containing protein. Gene Ontology annotation, molecular function: magnesium ion transmembrane transporter activity. The record is from RefSeq and is a predicted model, not a curated record. The transcript is spliced from 8 exons. The coding region runs from base 1 to 2871 and encodes 956 amino acids. Lineage: Eukaryota; Fungi; Basidiomycota; Exobasidiomycetes; Exobasidiales; Cryptobasidiaceae. Gene Ontology annotation, cellular component: plasma membrane. Gene Ontology annotation, biological process: intracellular magnesium ion homeostasis; magnesium ion transmembrane transport.